AUGGUCACCCCACUAGCAGAUUUCUUCAAGAGCCUGUUUGAUUACGACUCGUGGGCGCCCAAGAGCUCGCGCAUCUGGCGCCUCAACCAGUACCAGCCGCCCGAGGCCGACAGCCUCCAGCGCGGCGCCCCUGGUGGCGACCAGGACGCCGAGGUGUCACUGGGUGACAUGCGAGUGCUGCAAGACCGCCUGGCACAGCUGCGGGCGGACAGCGGCGGCGGCGGCAGCAGCGGCGGCGCGACGGCCGCAGCGGCCUCAGCGGGGCUUGACGCGGCAGCAGACGGGGAUGAGCUGGAUGAGGCGGGGCGGUCCUUCAGCAGCGCGGACGACAACGAGCUGACUUUCGCCCUGAACCAGCGCAUCUCCCAGAUCGCGGCGACCACGGGGGACUACGGGUCGAGCACGGACGAGGCGGACAUGCGGCGCCCGCUGACGGGGGAGGAGUUCCAGCAGCUGCUGAUGAGCAAGUAUGGGAAGCUCUAUGACGUCAGCUUCGCCAAGCGCAGCAUACCCGGAAAAACCUUUGUGUCCCUCAACAUCAUGUGGCUCCACCUGGGGCAGCGCAGCUUCAAGCUGUCUCCAGAGCAGUACGCCGAGAAGCUUGCUGGCGUCUCUCAGCUGGUCAACGUCCUGGGGCAGACAGACAAGGUGCGCGCCUUUCUGAAUGCGCCCGCCAAGGCCCAGAAAGGCCUGCCGCCGCGGCCAGUGGUGGGCACAGCCGUCAGCGUGCGGCUUGACCUGGAUGACUCGCAGGUCGAGGAGUGGUUUGGCGCGGGCUUUGAUUGA
Monoraphidium neglectum is the source of this 786-nucleotide messenger RNA. RefSeq lists its product as hypothetical. Bases 1 to 786 code for a protein of 261 amino acids. NCBI's taxonomy places the organism in Eukaryota, Viridiplantae, Chlorophyta, Chlorophyceae, Sphaeropleales, Selenastraceae. The record is from RefSeq and is a predicted model, not a curated record. The transcript has 8 exons.